Molecule: messenger RNA, 2351 nt
Organism: Cygnus olor (mute swan)
Lineage: Eukaryota; Metazoa; Chordata; Aves; Anseriformes; Anatidae
Gene: IFT54
Product: TRAF3 interacting protein 1
Exons: 15
Coding region: 65-2104 (679 amino acids)
Biological process (GO): cilium assembly; regulation of microtubule cytoskeleton organization; intraciliary transport
Cellular component (GO): intraciliary transport particle B; centrosome; ciliary basal body
Molecular function (GO): microtubule binding
Source: RefSeq, a predicted model, not a curated record
GGGUUGUUUGGGGGAUUUUUGGAUGGUUUAAUUAAUACGUGUCGGUUCCACGAGCUUUUAAAAUAUGUCUGCCGGUUCCACGAGUUUCUGGUUCCAUACGUGGCUGGGCACAAGUUGCUCAGUGGGGGGUCAGCAGUUUUUUUGUUUAUUUUUAAUAUAUACGUAUCUAUUUGCUAAGUUUCUGGUUCUAUAUGUCGCUGUGCACGAAGAGGUGAUCAGAGUGACAGGUUUUAUGAAAGGACUUUACACGGAUUUUGAAUUGAAAUCAGAUAAUGUCAAGGAUAAAGAUGCCAAAAUCAGCUUCCUUCAGAAGGCAAUUGAUGCUGUUGUAAUGGUAACAGGAGAGCCACUGGCAGUAAAACCAGCACGUGUUGUGGCUGGACAUGAACCUGAAAAAACAAAUGAAUUUCUUCAAGCGAUUGGGAAGUGUUGCUUAAAUAAGCUCUCCAGUGAUGCUGCUGUAAAAAGGAUCUUAGCUGGGGAAAGAGCUGAUGUUCAAGGGAAACCUCCGUCUUCUAAAUCUCGAGAUAAAGAAAGCAGAGAGCCCAAAACAGAAGAACAAAAACCCCAUAGGGAUAAAGAAGGAAAAGGAGAUACUGAAAUUAAAGACAGAAGCUCAAGCAGAGACAGAAAACCCAAAGGAGAUUCCAAAGAAAGUGAAGAAAGAGAAAAGGAAAGUGAUAAACAGAAAGAAAAUGAAGACAGGCACAAAAACGCUGAAAGGGACACCUUUAAGGGAGAGGAAAAACAAGAAAGGGAAAGAAGCAGAACAACCAAACAAGGAAGAGAAACAGAAAAAAACAAAAGGAAAGGAGACAUAGAACGAGAAGAUGAUGCUGAACAUGAUAAAGGACAGGAAAGGGAGAAAAAAAGUGAAGGAGGAAGAGAAACAGACAGAUUGAAAGGAAGAGACAAAGACAAGGCUAGGGACAGAGAACGAGAGAAAGAUAGAGAAAGGGGAAAAGGUCGGGACAGGGAUAGGCAGAGAGACAGAGGAAAAGAUGGGGAGCAUGUAAAAGAACAUGGAAAGGAUAAAGCAGAGAAAAAGUCCACAGAUUCUGAGGAAUCCAAGCUUAGAAAAUUGCAGAGGCCAACUAAAGACAGCAAGUGCCAGCCAGAUAAUGAGAGCGAAAGUCCUGCAGGAAUUUCAAGGCAGCCUUCAACAAAAGGAUCAAGGCAACGCGCCAAACCCGGAGGAGAAGGAACUACAGAGAUGAAGAGUGUGGCAGAUGGGAUUUCAGAGGACAAUGUUGCUAAACUGCAAGAGAAAGCUGAACCAGGACUUUCAGUCAAACAGAAUGAAGAAGAAGCAGAGAACAUUGCUCCUGAAAAGCCUGUGGUAUCUGAAAAUGGUGAAGUACCCAAUGAUCUUCCUCCUCAGGCUAUCCAAAGACGUAUUCCCCGUCCCAGCAGUGCAAGACCAGCACCGCCCCGAGUAGUAAAACGUCAAGAAAGUGUAGAGGCCUUACUUCCAGAAAGGAGUGGUAGUGGUAAAACGGUCCCAAAUGUUAUCACAGACCAGCAGAUUUCUAAUGAUGAUGAUGACCAGUUUGUGGUGGAGGCAGCCCCGCCAGUGCCUGAAAUACCAGAGAUGGAAAUGGAGCCAGAAGUGGAUCUGGUCGAGGAUGAAAAGCACGGUGGGCUUGUAAAAAGAAUCUUAGAAACAAAGAAAGAUUAUGAAUCAUCACCAAAAUCAUCGAAGGCAACAGAGAGGGAGAAGCCUUUUGUGUCAGAAGCAGCUAGGAAGAAAGAGAGAGACCUGGUAGCCAAAGAAAUUGAGAAGUUUCAGGUCUCUAUUCAGACACUGUGCCGGAGUGCCCUUACGCUUGGCAGGAUCAUGGAUUACAUUCAGGAAGACAUGGAUGCCAUGAAGAACGAGCUGCAGAUGUGGCGGCAUGAGAACAGACAGCAUGCAGAAGCUCUGCAGAAAGAGCAAAGCAUCACAGACAGUGCUGUAGAACCACUAAAAGCUGAACUGGCUGAACUGGAACAGUUGAUUAAAGACCAGCAAGACAAGAUCUGUGCUGUAAAAGCUAAUAUUUUAAAAAACGAGGAAAAAAUACGGAGGAUGGUUCUCAGCAUAAACUUGUCUUCAAGAAGGUGAAGAAGGAAAAAAAAAAAAACAAACAAAAGCCUUGGGACUGACUGACAUUCCUACCAAAUAAAAAACAAAAUAGUGGAGAAAAGUUAAGAUAUGCCCUGUUUAGAUGUAAAAUGGUUAUGGACCAGAAGCCUAAAAAUUAUAUAAAAUCCCAUUAUUACAUUGAUCUUCAGAUGUUGAUAUUAUUCAGGAUAAAAUUAUAUUCUCUUGAAUGCUCAAGUUGCAGAGUUAUUAAAAUAACUUGUUUAUU